Molecule: messenger RNA, 1434 nt
Organism: Triticum urartu
Lineage: Eukaryota; Viridiplantae; Streptophyta; Magnoliopsida; Poales; Poaceae
Source: RefSeq, a predicted model, not a curated record
AUGGAGAUCGCGGUCAGCACGACGCAGCUUGUCGGGGCCGCGGUGGGGAUCAUAGGCAAGAUCAAGCGGGUGGUGGAGACGGCGCGCCAGAACAAGGUGGAGUACGACCACCUCAGGGACCGCCUGCCCACGAUCGGCCACGUGCUGCAUGGCCUGCCGCCGGACCCGGAGUUGGAGCGGCCGCUGGCCGAGCUGAUCGACAUGCUGCAACAGGCAUACGACCUCAUCGUCGCUUUCCAGAAGCGGAGCACCGCCAAGCAAUUCUUCCGGGCAAGCAUCCACGCCGAUAGGUUAAGGUCAGUCAACGCCAGGAUCGACUCCCACCUCAGCCUCUUCCCCUUGAUCAGCUACGCCGCCAUCGCCCGCCGCCUCAAUGAACCAGGCUGCUCCUGUCCCGGAUCCCCGGCUCCGCGGAAGGUGGAGCAGGAGGACGUGUUCGUGGCGGAGCUCCUCGAGAUAUUUCCUGCCAUCCACACCGGCGAGGUGCCGAUCUGCUCCUCUGCUGGCUCCCAGCCGAACGUAGAGGACGCGUUUGCAGCGCAGUGCAAGAUCCUAGGAAUCUUUCCUCCCGAAGACACCGGCGAGGUGCCGGGCUGCUACUCGGCUGCCUCCCUCCACGACGUGGAGGAGGCGUUCAUGGAGGAGCACAAGAUCCUCGAAAUGUUUUCUCCGGAGCACACUAGCGACGGCGAGAUGCCGGGCUGCUCCUCUGCCGGUUCCCUGCAAGACGUGGACGACGCGUUCGUGGCAGAGCGUAAGAUCCUCGUCUACGAGCAGGGGCAUAUGAGCAACGCCACGCUGAGAGACCACCUGGUGCACGGUGUCUCCAGCUCGUCGCCGGUGACGGUGUCCUGGAGGACCCGCGUGGAGGUGCUGCUGGGCGUAUCCCGGGCCAUAGAGCACUUGCACCGCUGCGCGAUCAUCCACGGCAACGUGAGCUCGUCCAACAUCCACCUCGACACCAACUGGAUGCCGCGCCUAUCUGGCUUCGUCAGCGUACAGGUCUUGCAGGCGGACCAGCUCGUUGCGGAGGUCGUCGGCACUCCCGGGUACAUCGACCCGGAGUACCGGUGCACGGGGCGCAUGAACCUGGCCAGCGACGUGUACAGCUUCGGUGUUGUCAUUUUGGAGGCGCUGACCGGGAGGCCGCCGGUCAGCAGCGGCCGGGUGAAGGGCGAGGACGUCGUGACCCUGGUGGACUCCACGCUCCCGGUCAUUCGAGACGGUAAUCUGCACGAUAUGCUAGACGGCCGCCCGGUGUUGCAGUUGCAGCCCAUGCUGCGACAGUUGGAGGCGCUCGAGCUCGUGACACACACGGCGAGGCUCUGCCUGUGGCCGCACGGCAAGGACCGGCCAGCCAUGUCAAACGUGGUGGCCAACCUGGAGAAGGCACUCGGGAUCAUACGCAAUAAUGAGCCUAUGAAACAAUUGUGA